UCUUUUUUUCCAGUCAGCUCUUAAAUUGAAGCAGGUGGUGAAUUUAAUUAUGAGACUAAAUGUUGAGGAAACACAAUGCGUAAUUGCAAAGCUCGGUGGCAAUAGAACUUUAUUUUGAAAGACUGCCUCCUUUCUGGUUUUGUGGUUAGGCAGCUAAAAGGAAGAGGUGGGGUUUCACGUUAACUCAAUUCAGCUGUCACUGCUGUGUGGACUAAAGGAGUCUAAAACUUGGGGGGUAUUUUUUUCAAUUGUUGUCAAUUUUGGUUUAAUCUAUUCUUUUUUGCUUUUGGAUAAACAACGGAAUGACAAAUGGUUUCCUCAGAUUUUACAGCAGAUGAGAGGAUGGAGAUCGAGAGCAUCAAAAUGUAUAAGAAGGACCUUCUGGAUGACAUCCAGAAGCUAAAGUCAGAGAUAGAUAGUGUCAUGGCACAAAUCCUCAGCUUUGAGUCUGCAGAAGAAAACAAAGAUAUGGAGAGGACGAAACAAUUCUCAAAUGGAAAGAAAAAAUUCAACAUGGAUCCUAAGAAGGGCAUCAGUUACUUAGUGGAGAACAAGCUGCUGGAUGGAAGUCCUCAAUCCAUUGCUGAGUUUCUCUACAAAGGCGAGGGACUUAACAAGACUGCCAUUGGAGAAUUCCUUGGAGAAAGGGAGGAACUCCAUCUCCAGACCCUGAAGAUGUUUGUGGAAUUGCACAAGUUCUCGGAUCUAAACCUGGUCCAGGCGCUCAGGCAGUUCCUGUGGAGUUUUCGUUUGCCAGGUGAAGCUCAGAAGAUUGACCGAAUGAUGGAGGCCUUUGCCACACGCUACUGCGAAUGCAACACUGACGUCUUUCAGUCAACCGAUACCUGCUACAUCUUGUCAUUUGCAAUCAUCAUGUUGAACACCAGCCUCCACAACCCCAACGUGAAGGACAAAACACCUCUGGAGCGCUUCAUAUCCAUGAAUAGAGGCAUCAACAAUGGAGACAAUCUUCCUGAUGAUUUGCUUUCAAAACUUUAUGCGAGCAUACGUGACGAACCAUUCAAAAUACCAGAAGACGAUGGGAAUGAUCUAACUCACACCUUUUUCAACCCUGACAGAGAAGGCUGGCUUCUCAAGCUUGGAGGUCGGGUCAAGACAUGGAAGAGGCGAUGGUUCAUUCUGACUGACAACUGCCUGUAUUACUUUGAGUUUACCACAGACAAAGAGCCCAGAGGCAUCAUCCCACUGGAAAAUCUUUGUGUGCGAGAAGUGCCAUACACUCGCAAACCAUAUUGUCUGGAGCUCUACAACCCCAACAGUCGAGGGCAGAAGAUCAAAGCUUGUAAAACAGAGACGGAUGGCAGAGUGGUGGAAGGAAAACAUCAGUCAUACACCAUCUGUGCCUCCAGUGCUGAAGAAAGAGACUCUUGGAUUGAGGCUAUCAGAGCAAGCAUCACCAAGGAUCCCUUCUAUGACUUGGUCUCAGUCAGGAAGAAGAAAGUUAUAAAACAGUCUCCACAGGACUGAACAGGGAAGCAAUCCACCCCAUAUGUUUCUAUGUUACUGCAGCAAUGUGGGACUGUUAGCAUCUAUACCACUUUGACCUGUUUGGAAAAACUUUGCAUUUUGGAGUCGGCGCAUUUGACCUAACAGGAACAUACUGAAUGUGCAUGUUGACGCUAAAAACGGAAAGAUGGGGGAGGGGGUUUGGUUCUCCUUCAGAUUUUCCCUUCUCUGAGAAAAAAACUGUGUCAAAGGUACAAGACUCAGUGACUUGGUAUUAGUGAGACAGGAGUUUUUAGGGUAUCCACGAUUAGUCUAUUUCAUUUUUCUUUGAGGAAUGAAAUUUCACAUGCAUUUUUAUGAAUGGCUGUACAUUUACAACACUUUCUUAUUUCUUUAACUGUAAGAAGUUGUUUGAGUGACUAACAAUGCUGAAGGACAAAUAGGGUCUGUGGUGUCACAGCAGUUCCAUAAAGUAAAAAAAAAAAAAAAAGACUGUGUCUUGGCGCGUCACAAUCUUCGACGCUCAGAAAAACAACCAACUUUUUGUUGUGCCCUGCUGAAAUUUGUGGCAAAUGUACAUACUGAACUUGCCUGUUUGAAAGUGUUGUAAAGUUUACAUAAGUAUUUACAUUAAUGUAAAUAUACCUGUUUGCAAUUCUUGUUUUUCUAAUGUAGUCUACUUAGAAAGCCUAGUGCAAUAAGUGUGUCCUCUCUCAUCUGUUCAUUUAAAUAUGUUACAGGAAUGACUACAAUGAUAUAUGGGUGUAAUAAUUAAUCAAUUUCAUUGAUGAAUCGAUUUAUACUCCCACAAUCCAAUCAGAUCCAUCUAAACAAACCAACAUUACAGUUCAACUUGUGGAAACAAUUUGAAUUUUGCAAAGACAUAUGACCAUACAGUGUGGUAUAAUGUACUAAUAAUGUUCUGUUUGUAUUAUUUUGAUGUGGAAAAACAAGUCGAACUUUAGGAAAUUAAAAUAUGACUGCAUUUGGCAUUAUAUCUUGUUUACUCAUUUGCACACAUAUUUAAUUUAUACUUUAUUAUCUUGCAAAUAAUACAAGGACUCUGGAAAACUUUACCUGCACUGUUCAGUAGCCAGGCAUUAAUCUCUGAGUCACACUGGUUGAAAUUUUGGCUAAAUACAUACUGGAUCAAUCUUAGGUCAGUGAAUCGGACUGAAUCGGAUCGUUCAAAAUAAAACAAUAUUGACUAUGAUUUGUAUUGUCAGCCACAAAUGAUGUUAUGAAUCGAUUUGUUGUUACAAACCUACUUUGUUACUAUGUAAUCAUUUUACAAAAAAUGAAUAUCUGUUUGUAUAAGGAGAAGUAAAUGUUUUUUUAAGA
Messenger RNA from Oryzias latipes (Japanese medaka), 2808 nucleotides. It is a transcript of the gene cyth4b, whose product is annotated as cytohesin 4b. Lineage: Eukaryota; Metazoa; Chordata; Actinopteri; Beloniformes; Adrianichthyidae. Gene Ontology annotation, molecular function: guanyl-nucleotide exchange factor activity. Gene Ontology annotation, biological process: regulation of ARF protein signal transduction. The record is from RefSeq and is a predicted model, not a curated record.